Lindgomyces ingoldianus is the source of this 1095-nucleotide messenger RNA. RefSeq names its product alcohol dehydrogenase-like protein. Gene Ontology annotation, biological process: alcohol metabolic process. Gene Ontology annotation, molecular function: alcohol dehydrogenase (NADP+) activity; zinc ion binding. The transcript has a single exon. Lineage: Eukaryota; Fungi; Ascomycota; Dothideomycetes; Pleosporales; Lindgomycetaceae. The record is from RefSeq and is a predicted model, not a curated record. Bases 1 to 1095 code for a protein of 364 amino acids.
AUGACAUCCCCUGAAGCCUUCCACGGCUGGCUAGGUCACGCUCCCGAUUCGGCGCAGGGCAAACUAAAAUGGGAGUCCUUUACCCCAAAACCCUUCGCUCCAACCGACAUCGACAUCAAAGUCUCUCACUGCGGCAUCUGCGGCACUGACAUUCACACGCUCCGCUCCGGUUGGGGCCCUACGCACUACCCCGUCUGCGUAGGUCACGAAAUCGUCGGUCACGUCGUCAGGAUCGGUUCAUCUGUGACUCGUAUAUCUAUUGGUGAACGCAUCGGCGUCGGAGCACAAGCGGGAUCUUGUCUGAAGGAUGAUUGCGAGGAGUGCAGCUCGGGGAUGGAGAACCAUUGUGCCAAGGGCUUCGUUGGGACAUACAAUGGCCGGUAUCCAGACGGGAAUUGGAGUUUCGGUGGCUAUGCGGAUUACGUGCGAGUUCCUUCCCAUUUCGCAGUCAAGAUUCCUGGAUCAAUCCCCUCGGCAGAUGCAGCGCCUAUGUUGUGCGGCGGGAUAACCGUGUACGCACCGCUGAAGAAAAAUGGAGCUGGGCCUGGGAAGCGAGUUGGUAUUGUGGGGGUGGGCGGAUUGGGCCAUUUCGGAGUCCUCUUCGCGAAAGCGUUGGGUUGUGAUAAAGUCGUCGCGAUAUCUCGUUCCCGCAGCAAGGAAAAAGAUAGCAUCUCCAUGGGCGCAGAUACCUACAUCGCAACCUCUGAAGACAAGAACUGGGCGAAAAUACAUCAGCGUAGUCUCGACCUCAUAGUUUCCACCGUAUCUUCCCCAGACAUGCCGCUAUCAGGCUAUCUCCGCUUACUACGCACUAACGGACAAUUUAUCCAAGUCGGUGCUCCGGAGGAUAAGCUUCCUGCCUUCUCGGCUGGGGCGUUGAUAGGAAAGGGGUGCAAGAUCGGAGGGAGUCAGAUUGGGAGUCCGAGGGAGAUCGAAGAGAUGUUGAGGUUUGCAGCGGACAAGAAGGUUAAGCCCUGGGUCCAGCAGAGGAGGAUGGGGGAUGUGAAUCAGGCGGUUGUGGACAUGGAGGCUGGGAAGGCGAGGUAUAGGUAUGUGCUUGUGAAUGAUGAUUUUGAGGAUCAUGCGAAGCUGUAG